Messenger RNA from Asterias rubens (European starfish), 2451 nucleotides. RefSeq names its product mesenchyme-specific cell surface glycoprotein-like. The record is from RefSeq and is a predicted model, not a curated record. The coding region runs from base 177 to 2042 and encodes 621 amino acids. Lineage: Eukaryota; Metazoa; Echinodermata; Asteroidea; Forcipulatida; Asteriidae. The transcript has 12 exons. Gene Ontology annotation, molecular function: protein binding.
UGAAAAUCCUCGCGUUCAAACAGUCGUUAAAAAGUCCCUGCAUUCGUGCUCUAUUGGGUGUACAGACAGUGGGAUACCAGUGGGUACAGACAGUGGGAUACCAGUGGGUACAGACAGUGGGAUACCAUUGGGUACAGACAGUGGGUUGUUAGAGUCUCACAAAACACCGAAACAAAAUGUGGACUCCUAAGUUAGCGAUCCUUCUGUCCUUGGUGUUCUUUGCGGAAGCUGCGAUGACACUCCGUGAGCUGUCGACGGCCUACCUACCGUACGGGUACGCACCGAGCGGGGACGGACUGUUGGCCCGAGGGAAUGGGUCCGCAGCGAAUGCGCGGGUGCACACUGUCGUGGUUUUGGAUCCCAUCUCGACGGUUUACGUACCCUACUACUACCAACCAGACAUGACGCCACAGUAUGCAUUGGACGGGGACGCAGUACAACAAAGCGCUUAUGACAAGAUCAGUGCUAUGGUCUACUCUAUUGGUGAUCAAUUCCUGCACGUCGUCGACAUCUCUGACGUCACGCGGCCCAACAUUAUCCAUUACAUGGAGUUAACCGGGCCUGGAGAAGAUAUUGAGCUAUGCGGCAUUGUCAUUGGUAUUGUUUUAGAUGGUAUCCCUGGAAAGCUGGAGUUGUACAGCCUCUAUGACAGCCGAUACAAUAGACUCUCUCUUAUUGAAAGCAUUACAGUUGGGAGCAAACCAGAGAUGCUGAAAUUCACCGCUGACUGUCGCACCGUACUGGUAGCUAACGAGGGGAAAACAAUUGAAAAGGAUGGAUACAUCGUUGACAUUGAGGGCUCUGUUUCUAUUCUUCAUCUCAGUGAAACAGGAACUCUUCUGAGUAAUAUCAACUUGAACUUUACGUCUUUCAACAAAAGAGCCCAAGACUAUCUGGAGCGCGGUGUCAGGUGGCCUUAUAGAGGAGAAAUAAGUGAAACCCCAACAGUAUUUUCUCAAUCAAUAGAACCAGAGUAUAUUACUUUGAAUGGAGAUGACACAAAGGCGUACAUUUGCCUUCAGGAUAACAACGCCAUCGCAGUGAUAGAUCUGACUUCAGACACCUUUGUAGACAUGUAUCCUCUCGGAGUCAAGUCCUGGAAGAAUUUGCUUCUUGAUGCAAGCGACAAAGAUGGAGGGAUUCAUUUCGAAUCGUACGAUAUCUACAGCAUCUAUCAGCCUGAUGCCAUUAAACACAUGGAGGUGGAUGGCGUCGGUUACAUCAUUACGGUUAAUGAAGGACAUGACUUGGAUUACGAAGCUGGCGACAGAGAAUGGAAGGAUUACAAACGAGGAAGGGAGUUUGUGGACGAUAAUGAGCUUGCUUCUUCGGUGUCUCAUGCUCUGCGAGGUGCACUAAACGACGAUGACAAACUAGGCCGACUGUAUAUCAGUACAGUGGAUGGCCGCAACCCACAAGAUCCUACCAAGUUCGACAAACUUCACUUCUUCGGAGGGCGUAGUUUCUCAGUGUUCAGGGCGGACGAUUUCUCACUUGUGUACGACAGUGGGGACGAGGUUGAACGACAACACGCCAUCUUCUUCCCCGACGUUUUCAACGCUGAAGGAAAAUCGCGUGACCCCGGCGACGAGUCACCCGAGGAUAAAUUUGACAGCCGUUCUGAUGACAAAGGACCGGAGUGCGAGGCGAUCGAGACGGGCGAGCUCAAUGGAAAACGCCUCUUGUUCGUUGCGCAGGAACAAACCAGUACCGUAAUGGUAUACAGCUUCACGGAACAUUCCGCUGUUCCGAAAUUCGAGUCAAUUUACAGGGCUGGUGGGACGAGCGACUCUUUCGAAAAGCUACUGGAAAACCGGAACCUUGGGGAUCUUCGUCCGGAAGACUUGCAUUUUAUCCCAGCCUCAGACAACCCCAGCGGUAAACCAAUCCUGUUGGUUACUGGUAAAGUCAGCGGCACCUUGUCACUAUACGGAGUCAAGGAGGUCGAGAAAAGCCAACAUACUGGCGGCAGUCCAUAUUUACGUACGUCAGCAAUGGCAUGGGUUGUCUCAGCAUUAGUGUACGCGAUCACCAUGUUAUAAAUAAUCAUCUCUGCACGCCACAGACAGCUGUUGGAAAGGAUUGCCAAUCAAACGCACCUUAGAAUUUUGUUUACACAAGUUUCUCAAAACCUGGGAAAGCUGUAGACGGUUUGGAUUCUUGGGCCUUGGCUUAAAGGCAGUGGACACCACAGUUGGUGUAUCUCAACAUAUGCAUGAAAUAACUAACCUGUGAAAAUUUGAGCUCAAUAGGAAGUCCACUGUACUCCCGAGGAUUUUUGAAUACAAAAGCAUGUUUAUAUAUUAAGCCUAUAAAUUGGCUUCAAAUAAUGGCUAUUACACAUUUUAGUUUAUUUCAGCGAAUAUAUAUGCGUACAUUAAAGUCACCUGGAAGUGGUAUUUUUUCAAAAUAAAGCUUUUGUCACUAAUAUAUGUGUUUUGAUGAGUGGAA